Penicillium samsonianum is the source of this 426-nucleotide messenger RNA. RefSeq lists its product as uncharacterized. The coding region runs from base 1 to 426 and encodes 141 amino acids. Lineage: Eukaryota; Fungi; Ascomycota; Eurotiomycetes; Eurotiales; Aspergillaceae. The transcript is spliced from 2 exons. The record is from RefSeq and is a predicted model, not a curated record.
AUGACUUCCAUCAUUGUUCCUUCCCUCGGGAAGAAGGAAGCGAUUUUUCCGGAUGUUCUUUGUCCGCUUCAUAACAUGCCCUCCUGCAAGAUCCUCGGGUCAAGCGGGAGAGGAAACAAAAACCUGUCCCAAAGGGUACUGUACCACACACGGGAGACUCGGCUUCAUGCUCAUGCGACGGUAUCGGUUGUCUUUUUGAAGGUUGUGUGGGCCUUUGUGGGUUCGAGGGAUACGUUCAACGGUUGUCGUCUGCUCCCAGACAUUCCUCAACUCCUAUUUGCGCCUGCAUUUGAUGCUCGCCCUCUUGUCUCUCAAUUGAUCGCAAUUGUUCUGGUCGGAGAAACGUACGGUUUCUAUCAUUCGAACGCUUUGACUUAUCAGCCCAUUUCCAGUCGGCAUGGGGGCGAUGUCCUUGGUCGGUUCUAA